Peronospora belbahrii is the source of this 636-nucleotide messenger RNA. The record is from the annotation of a GenBank genome assembly. Lineage: Eukaryota; Oomycota; Peronosporomycetes; Peronosporales; Peronosporaceae.
AUGCGUUUCAACGUUGGUGCAAAGAAACUUAUCAGCUCAGACUGUUUUCGGCUAUUGGGUUUAGUGCAGGAGGUCCAGAAUGACGUCGAAGUGAUGAAGCCUGUCUUGUGCGAGCUAGAGGUGAUGCGGCUGAGCGGAAUAAUGUCGUCAGUAAAUACCAGAGAUUUUAUGAUGGAGAUGCUAGAAUCUCGUGAGUUCGAUGAUGACUUUGUUCUUUUUCUUCGCAAGGAAAUUUUUGGGCCAAAUAAGGACCAAGCGUCGAACGACAUCAAGGUUAUAUCCCUGUUUGGCAAACAAGAUGCAGUAAAGCACGAGCUGAAUAAUUUGAGCUGUUGGUCGGUCGAGGUGAGCAACAACUUGAAUAAAGAAGACCAGGGGGUCUACUGUGUCACUCGUCAGAACGACGAGGCUCCAGGGCGCUUGCUGGUUUUGUUUGGGUGGAUUCAAGAUUUUUUGUUCAAGAAGGAUCGAUUGCGUGAUACUGUGACGUAUAUGCUUUGUUUUCUGACGUGCCUAAACCCAGAUAUGGUGUGCUGCCUAUCGCCGGAAGAUGUUGAGCUAGUUGAGCGAACGGUAGUCUCCAUGAAAUCGAACCAUUUGGACGCUUGGAAAUCGUUUUCAGUUGCAUUCAUGUGA